UUUAAGGUGCCGAAGAUUGAAGAAAGAUGCAGUGCCUACCAUACCUUCUAAGAACCUUCCCAUGAAGCGUGUAUCAUCAGAGAUGGAGUUCAACUCGAACUCGAUCUCUGAUGAUAUAGGUUCAUCAGACCCAUUCUCGAACUUCGAGAAUGGGUCUGAUGAACCUAGGCCUAGCACAAGCAGUGGUGCUGUUGGUGGAAGAUCAGCUUACAAGAAAAGAGAGAGGAAGAGGUUAUUAUUGCAGGUACUAGAUGACAGCAAGCCCGCAGCAACUGAUGAGCAGCAAGAUUCGCCAAAUGAGCCUAACCCAGAUCUGGAUGUAUCAAGUUCUUUACCUGAAGCUGAAGUCGAGUCACCUCUAAUGGUCACACCAAUAUCUCUGCCACGACUAGAGGCAUUUACUCCAGUCAUUCCGAGAUCUGAGCCAAGAUCAAGAGGACGCCCUAAAAAGCAGACAACUGUAAGAUCAAAAGCAACUGAGUGCAACAUAGCUGGACUGCCUCCAUUGACUCUGUUGCCUCCCAAAGAUGCCCAAGUACCAGAUGUACCAGAUGAAAGUGUAAACAUCCAGGGGAAUUUGCCGUCUCCAGCCAAGUUGAUUCCAUAUACCAUGCCAUGGGGAGAGCUUCUUUGA
Molecule: messenger RNA, 634 nt
Organism: Lineus longissimus
Lineage: Eukaryota; Metazoa; Nemertea; Pilidiophora; Heteronemertea; Lineidae
Exons: 4
Coding region: 62-634 (190 amino acids)
Source: RefSeq, a predicted model, not a curated record